AUGUCUCUGAGUGUUUAUGAUGAUGUGAUUGGAUCUGAGGAGAUGAACAGAGGAGAUACAGUGGAGAUGGUGGAGGAUAUCUACGAGAGUGCAGACGCUGUUAGAGGUCAUGACCCCAACACAGAGAUGGAGGACACCAACACAAUGAGGAUCCUGAAGACACAACAAGCAGAUAAAGCAGUUAGAGACGGGUGGAUCUACUUCAGCUCCAGUCUUUACUACAUCUCUACUGAGGAGAAGAGCUGGACUGAGAGCAGAAACGACUGCAGAAAGAGAGGAGCAGACCUGGUGAUCAUCAACAGCAGAGAAGAACAGGACUUCAUUAACACAUUGAGAAAAGAUCAGUGGGUUUGGAUUGGUCUGAGUGACGGUGAAAGAGAGGGGGUCUGGAAAUGGGUGGACGGAUCAGAACUGAUCACUGGGUUCUGGAGACCUGGAGAACCCAACAGUUUGGGAGAGGAGGACUGUGCUAUAACUGACAUUAGUUCUGAUCCUGUGAAUACCUGGAAUGAUUAUCCCUGUAAUCGUCAGUUGGUUUGGAUCUGUGAAAUGAGAAUAUAA
Molecule: messenger RNA, 561 nt
Organism: Astyanax mexicanus (Mexican tetra)
Lineage: Eukaryota; Metazoa; Chordata; Actinopteri; Characiformes; Acestrorhamphidae
Product: CD209 antigen-like
Exons: 4
Coding region: 1-561 (186 amino acids)
Source: RefSeq, a predicted model, not a curated record